Ostreobium quekettii is the source of this 354-nucleotide messenger RNA. Lineage: Eukaryota; Viridiplantae; Chlorophyta; Ulvophyceae; Bryopsidales; Ostreobiaceae. The record is from the annotation of a GenBank genome assembly.
AUGCGGCAGGUAGUCGCACAGGCACUGGAGCACAGCGGGUUUAGGAAGGGCGACGUUCUGUUCUGGGCAAUUCACCCCGGGGGGCGCAGGAUACUGGAGGCUGUGGAGCACGGGUUGGGAAUUGACAGGAGCAAGACGACAUGGUCCUGGGAGGUGCUACAGGAAAAUGGCAACAUGCUGGGGCCGUCCGUCUUCUUCGUAUUGAAGAAGAUGCUUGGUGCGAUGAAGCCGGAUGGGCAAUUUGGAACCCCAGAGGGCAAGCUGGGUGUGGCGCUGUCCUUCGCCCCUGGGGUCAGGGCAGAGGGCUUUGUCUUCAGGGUCAUGCCCAAGAGGUGUGAACUCAAAUCCAACUGA